Messenger RNA from Monopterus albus (swamp eel), 2382 nucleotides. RefSeq names its product tripartite motif-containing protein 16-like. Lineage: Eukaryota; Metazoa; Chordata; Actinopteri; Synbranchiformes; Synbranchidae. Bases 77 to 1654 code for a protein of 525 amino acids. The record is from RefSeq and is a predicted model, not a curated record. Gene Ontology annotation, molecular function: protein binding; zinc ion binding. The transcript has 7 exons.
AGAAGAAGAAGAAGAAGAAGAACCUGGAGAUGAGAACCUGUCGAAACUCCGCCCCUCGGAGCACGGGUUCAUCAAAAUGGAUGAGCAACAGAAAUGGGAGCGUGGUGCAGAGUUGGACCAGAGUCAUUUCUGCUGUUCAAUAUGUUUGGACCUGCUAAAAGAACCGGUGACCAUCCUGUGUGGACACAGUUACUGCAAAAACUGUAUCGAGGGCUGCUGGGACCAAAACGAGGAGAAGGGAACGUACAGCUGCCCUCAGUGCAGGGAGACGUUCAGCCCCAGGCCUGUGGUGCGAAGGAACAACAUGCUAGCCCAGGUUGUAGAGAUGUUAAAGAGGACAGGCGACCAGAACGCUUCUCCACCUGCUGAUCUGGCCUGUGCAGGCCCAGGAGAUGUCGCCUGUGAUUUCUGUUGUGGGACAAAACGAAACAAAGCCACAGUGUCUUGCCUGACAUGUUUGGCGUCUUACUGUCCAGUUCACCUCAAGCCUCACUGCAGUUUCGUUGUGUUGAAGACCCACCAGCUGGUCUCGGCUACAGUCCCACUGCAGGAAAAACUAUGUACUAAGCACAACAAGCUGAAGGAGGUCUACUGCCAGAAAGACCAGAUGUGUAUCUGCUAUCUGUGCACUCUCGAUGAGCACAGGGGCCACUCUGCUCUCUCAGCUGCAGCAGAGAGGGCCAAAGAACAGAAACAGCUGAUUGUGAGUCGAGAGACUGUCCAGGAGAGAUUAGAAGAGAGAGUAGAGGAGCUGAAUGAGCUGGCCCAAGCUCUGAGGGAUUUCAAGAGUUGUAGCCGGACUGCAGUGGAGUCCUGUGAUGAGACUAUUGAUGAGCUAAUCUCCUUCAUAAAGACAAAGCACACUUUGGUGACCCAGCUGAUUAAAAGUCGAGAGGAAACUGCAGUGGCUCAGGCUGAAGCUCUGCAGCUGCAGCUGGAGGAGGAGAUCGCCAGGCUGCACAGGAGGGACACCUAUCUGGACCAGCUUUCACAUACAGAUGACCACAUCCAUUUCAUUCAGUCAAGGCAGACCUGGGCUAGGAUCUCUGCUGCAGUGUCUACUAUAGAUGUGGUACUGCCACCAAUGCCCAAGACCAGAGAAGAUUUGUUACGCUAUUGCUGUCCACUGACACUGGAUGCCAGCUCAGUCAGCAAAUCUUUGUCCCUUUCAGAAGAUUAUCAGCGAGUGACAAGUAAAGAGUAUUUAAAUAAUUAUGGGCGAGUGAUGGGUAAAAAUUAUUCAAGUUAUCAUGAUGCUCCCUCAGACAGGUUCACAGGUAUCAGGCAGGUGCUGUGCACAGAGGGUUUGUCGGAGCGACGUUACUGGGAGGUCACUUGGGUAGGUCACACUUGGUCGGUGGCGGUGACGUACAAAGACAUAGGCAGCACAUCAUCAUAUAACUCGGAGUUUGGACAGAACGACAUGUCAUGGAGUUUAGAGUGCUCCCCAGAUGGUUACACCUUCCGACAUAACAGUUCCAUCAAGGCAGUGUCAGGCCCUGAGUCCUGCAGGGUUGGCGUGUACCUGGACUAUUUGGCAGGUACUCUGUCUUUUUAUAGCGUCUCUGACACCGUGACUCUGCUGCACACAGAGUCCACCACGUUCACUCAGCCUCUCUACCCUGGCCUCGGGCUGAAGAACACUGACUCUUAAGUCAAGCAGUGGCUUUUAUGCAGAACUAGUGAAGUUAUGGUGAUAAGAUUUCUACUGAGGUAGUUUUUGUGGGCCACUGUAGAUCAGCCUGUAAUUGGCCAUCCACUAUAACUGGACAUCAUAUGAUGGAUAAGAGGAUGAAACUUGGAUAGGAAUGAGAAACCGAAGUAGAAGUUCUGGUACAAAUUUGUAAAACUUUAAUAUUUAAUAUAAAUGUAAAAAUGCAGCAUUUCUGCAACUUCAAAAGCCCAGUUAUGUUUUCUGUUUGCAGCGUGACCUCUGGUGGUGAAGACAGGUUUUAUUAAAUGGUUUGGAUUUGUUUCCUUUCACUUUGACUCUCCCAGAUUAAAGUUUAAAUUUUCUUCCGUUAGGCACCAUGUCGGUCUGAGUUUGUCUCGUUUAAAACAAGUUGUUUUUUUUUUUUGAAAAUGUUUAAAUAGUGCACAUUUUUUAUGUGGUUAUGGGUGAUUUAUUGCAUUUAAUGUGGCAUGCUUGUUAAAUGCUUUGCUUUCUCAUAUUGCAUUUCGAUGGCCAAAUGCAUAAACAGACAGCUAAAAAAAGGAACUUUUUUUUUCGUCAGUUACUUGAAGCCAUAUUAGUCAAACCAGUUACAUUUGUUAAGAGUAUUUACUCCAUUAUUACUAUUUUUCAUUGUCUAGCAUAUAAAAGCUGAGUAUUUUGUUAAAUGUGAUCAUUUUUAAAAUAAACACUCGGCCCAUUGUUUCUGA